AAGUACAUAACCACAACAUAACAACAACAAAAAUACUGAUUACUGAAUAUAAUAUUGAAAGUUGAAACUAAUUGAAAGGACAAUUGUUAAACUUAAUAAUUUACUCAAAAGAAAACUGAUUAAUUCUUUUGGGAAAUAAGUUGAUGACGAAGAUGGUACAUAGCUGUGAUAUGGAUUAUUUUAAAAAUCCAAUGAAAUUACCAAUUGAUAAACUUGAUCUUGUCAUUGAAGUCAAUGGUGAAACACAAAAAGUACCAGCUUUGUCAAAAUUUUGGACUGAAAAAAAGCAAUUUCUUUACUAUCAUGUUCCAAAUAUUUAUUCAAAGGAUGGAAAGGAAAUUGUUGGUGCCAAAGAUUAUUGGCUAGAAACUAUUAAUUAUAUGAUUAAAGAUUUAGAAUGGCUUCUUUGUUUAUCAUUUCAUAGAUUUUGGUCAAACAUUAUUUACAACAAAUCAAUUAUCAACAUAUUGGUUUUAUUUUUGCAAGAUUGUCCUACAUUUUACACUCUUGAUAAAUUUCCAAAUGACAAAAAAAUGCGUGAAAGUCUUGAACAACUACGUCGUAAUGUUCUUAUAAUAUUUGCACGAAUUGUAACAAACAAAGAAAGUUCAGAUGCUUUUUUCACUUUAUCUACUCAUGGUGAAAUUAUUUACAAAGAAUUUUUAAUAACAGCACCAAUUAUGCUAGAUCUUUGUCAAUUAUAUGGAAGAGAAAAUCAAAAAAUUGUUGAAAAAAUACUUCAAAGUGCAAUUAAAGCACAUCCAGGAUAUGAAAAUGAUUUACGUGAAGCUGUUGAAUUUAUUGUAACAUUUAUCACAACAGCUGAACAAAAUUUUGAACAAUCAGAAAUUUUAAAUUCAACAACCAUGGAAGAAUAUGAACAUAUUGUUAUUGAAUUGUUGGAUAUGUCAACAAAUGCAGAAAUUUUUUUAACAGUUUAUCCACAUGCUGCUGAAUUUUUUAGCAAUCAUAUUUUUCUUACAAGAAUUGUAUCACUUUAUGAUAACAUGAUUUCAGAAUUAUACAAAAAACUUCAUGAUAUUGGAUAUAACGAAGAAAAUCUCAUCAAGUACACUGAGCUCAAGCAUUAUUUAGAUGUUACAAGAAUUGAAUUAUUAAAAAUAUUUAGAGUUGCAUCUUAUAAAGAUAUUGCCUGGAUACUAGAACAACCAGAUCCAAAAAAAGUUGAUGAUGCUACAGAUCGAAUUGGACAAUUUUUGGAUUACUUAAUAACAGGUUUAUCUGAGAAAAAUUUUACCAGAGAUUAUCAGCAAUUUUAUUCAAUUCUUGAUGAUCUUGAUUUAGUUGGUCAAAUAACUGAUCAAAUUGAUCCUGUCAAAAAAGAACUUCUUAUCAAUUUAGUGACAAUGGCAGACAAUGAAAAACUAAUGAAUAUUCCAGACCAAAUUCCUGAGGAUGUUGGAACAUGCUCAAACGGCUAUGAAGGUUUUAGUUCAUUCCCAGAGGCAUCAAGUGGUACCACAACAAAUGGAAAAACUGAAGAGGAGUUGGUGGAAUUAAUUUCAUCUGUUAAGCAAAUACUUGAUAAUUUAGGCGAAGGUUUUAUUGAGAGAUGCCUCAAGUAUUACAAUUACGAUCAGGAUGCAAUGAUAAAUGCAUAUUGUGAAGAUGCUUUACCUGCAGAAUUACGUGAACUUGAUAAAACACUUCCUUAUAUACCAGCAGAUCCAAUGGAAAAAUCAGCAGCAGUUGAUCAGACACUUGGGUUUGAACGUUUGAAUGUAUUUGAUGUGAUAAGAAUUGAUAAAGUAAAUCAAAAAAAGGAUACAUAUAAAAAUUUAAAUGAAUUGAUGAAUGAUAAAUCAUUUAAAAAAGGCUUGGAUGAAGUUUAUCAAAAAUAUGGUCUUAUUGAUGAUGAUUAUGAUGAUGAGUAUGAUGAUACAUAUGAUAGUCAAAAUAAUGGAGUUCGCGUUCUUGAUGAUGCUGAAGAAAUGGACAGACCAUUUACAACACCUAGAGUACUUAGAGUAAAUGAUGAUAGAAAUCAGCCUGAAGAAGAAGAAGAAGAGGAAGAAAAUUCUAGUGGUCUUGGAGAUCAAAGGAGAGGAUUAAAUUUCUGUCAAGAUCCAGCAGCAUUACGUGCCAAGGCUGAAGAACGUCGUCAACUUAAACAACAUGCUUCUCGUAAUGUUGUUGGC
Molecule: messenger RNA, 2159 nt
Organism: Aphidius gifuensis
Lineage: Eukaryota; Metazoa; Arthropoda; Insecta; Hymenoptera; Braconidae
Product: activating signal cointegrator 1 complex subunit 2
Biological process (GO): regulation of DNA-templated transcription
Molecular function (GO): ubiquitin binding
Source: RefSeq, a predicted model, not a curated record